UUUCUUCCGGAAAUUACGGUAUUUAUUAAACAAUGUGAAUAGCAAGCAAAGUAGUUAUGCGACAAUGCAUGACAUCACCAGAAUAUAUUUAUGGCGCAAUCCAAGGAUGCACACACAUGUGGCAGAUGGAAAAUCGAAGUGUUUUGUGUUGCCUUUUGUAUGAAUAGCAAGCAAAGUAGUUAUGCAACAAUGCAUGACAUCACCAGAAUAUAUUUAUGGCACAAUCCAAGGAUGCACACACAUGUGGCAGAUGGUAAAAACUGUCAAGUUUCAAUGUCUGGCACCGAUGAACAAGUCUCCGAAGCAGAGCAAAUCCAGCAGGAAAAACUAACAAAUAUGGAGUUAUUAAAAAUAUUUAUGGAUGACUUCAGGAACUGGUACUUCCUUAUUGUUACAGCCCAGGAUUAUUGGCAUAAUAAAGUUUAUGUUUACUACUCACAUACAUUUUAUGGCUGCCAUGUUUCUGCAAUUGCUUGUAAUAUGGCAUCAGAAACACUUUCUUAUUCCAAGAACUUUUGCCAUGGAUUAAUCCACAACAUAAGAUUCAUGAUGAUGGUAAACAAUGCCUCAUUGAUUUCUGUUAGUGAAGGGCCAUAGCAUUGCAAUGUUUUGUGUAUGAGCAACUGUUAUUGGAUCAGUAAAAUGAAAUUUGUGGUUCACAAUAAAAUGUUUUGCAUGCUUUUUUCAGUUUCUCUGUUUUAUAUGCUCGCCAUCAGACUGUUUCGAACCCGAGUAAGAAAGAAUUCACCUGUGUCUCAGCAUAACCUGUGAAAUAUCCAGUAUUGUGAAAAAACCCUGCCUUUGUUUUUUCUGCAUACAGUCAGAUUUUUAUGUAUGUCCACAAUUUUUCAGGACUGCAUAUUUGCUUAUUUGGUUGUCAAAUUAGAUGUAGAGAAUACACUUCCUUCAUAAAACUAUUCCAGCCAGUAGUUAUAUUUUUGUAAAGAUUCAGUUACUUCUUCCAUUUAAUCGGCAUCAAUUCCUCUGCUUAACAGCAAAUAAAUGGCUGUGCUGUUAUAAACAGUAUUCUGAAACCAUUUAACUAGCUGUCAAAAAUGUUUUUUUCUUCAUUUGCAUCCUUUCUUGUUACACCUCCAAAUCCUUUAACUCGUGUGUAGUUUCAUUAAUUGGCCAUUUCUACAUUUUCAAAUAUAAGCUGAAAUGUAUUUUUGGUUGAUCUUUACAUUAUGGUAACUUGGCAUUUUUUUGGCUAAAAUUUGGCGACCAACUCUCCUACAGCAACCCU
Messenger RNA from Stegodyphus dumicola, 1246 nucleotides. RefSeq names its product translocase of inner membrane 9 (gene Tim9a). Lineage: Eukaryota; Metazoa; Arthropoda; Arachnida; Araneae; Eresidae. The record is from RefSeq and is a predicted model, not a curated record.